Messenger RNA from Melitaea cinxia (Glanville fritillary), 1564 nucleotides. RefSeq names its product solute carrier family 25 member 40-like. The record is from RefSeq and is a predicted model, not a curated record. Bases 111 to 1178 code for a protein of 355 amino acids. NCBI's taxonomy places the organism in Eukaryota, Metazoa, Arthropoda, Insecta, Lepidoptera, Nymphalidae. The transcript is spliced from 10 exons. Gene Ontology annotation, biological process: mitochondrial transmembrane transport.
GGUGAUAAUUUGACAGAAACAACAUAUGAUCGAUUAUAUCAAUACUGUUUAGUGUUUAUUGUUUUAAUGUUUUAAAAUUUUUUCUGAAUAUAGGAUAAAAUUUAAAUGCCAUGAUUCGUGAAGACGAUCCACAGUUUCGAAUAACUCCUUUCCAACAGAUGGCAUCAGCAUGUUCUGGUGCAUUAAUAACCUCCUUAUUCAUGACGCCGUUAGACGUAGUAAAAAUAAGACUACAAGCACAACAAAAAGCUUUACUCUCAAAUAAAUGUUAUUUAUAUUGUAAUGGUUUGAUGGAACAUCUAUGUCCUUGUGGCGAAACUGCAUGGAUACCUAGACGAGUUCACUUCCAUGGGACAAUAGAUGCAUUUUAUAAAAUUGCUAAAUUUGAAGGGGUUCCAGCACUGUGGUCUGGUCUUAGUCCGACUCUCAUCCUGGCUCUUCCUUGUACUGUAAUUUAUUUUGUUUCAUAUGAACAACUUCGAUAUGGAAUGAAAAAAUUUUACAACAACAUGACUGGCAAUGGUGGGCAACCAAUGUGGAUACCUUUAAUAGCGGGAGGUACAGCUAGAAUAACUGCCGUGACUCUCUUUAGCCCAUUGGAAUUGAUAAGGACUAAAAUGCAAUCAAAGAAAUUGUCAUAUUCAGAAAUUAAUUCAGCGUUACGCCAGGUUUUAAAAUAUGAAGGAUAUAAAGGACUCUUUCGAGGAUUAGGAUCUACAUUAUUAAGAGAUGUACCAUUCUCAGGUAUAUAUUGGACCAUGUUUGAAAGUACAAAGAGGGUGUUUAACAGGCCUGAUUCAGAGAAGAACACAUUUAUAUUUAACUUUUUCUGUGGAUCAGUAGCUGGCAGUGUUGCUGCCUUCAUUACUUUACCAUUUGAUGUUGUGAAAACCCAUCAACAAAUAGAGUUAGGAGAAAAAGAAAUUUAUACAGAUGGCAAAGUACAUCAAAGGGCAUCAAAUAUGAAAGAUAUAGCAAGAGCUAUUUAUAAGAAUCACGGAAUCAAAGGCUUGUUUACGGGCUUAUUACCUAGAAUAUUUAAAGUUGCGCCCGCUUGUGCUAUCAUGAUUGCAACAUUUGAAUAUGGAAAACAAUUCUUCCAAAAAUAUAAUACACAAAAAUAUAAGGAGAAAAUGCAAAGAAAUGGAAUAGAGAUUAAGAUUAUUAAAACUGAUUAAAUUGAUUACACAAUUUUAAGUUUGGUUUUUUAGGCAUCAUGAUAUUGUACUAAUGGGUCAAACUUCGAAUAAUAAAGAGUACACGUCUAUGUAGUUUAAUAAAAUAAACGGUAACAAUAAGUUUAAUGAUGAAAAAGUUUUUAUGACUUUUACUCAUAAUAUUUUCCUUAUUAGAAUAAUAACACCAAGUGAUAUUAUGGAAUAGUGUUUGUUAUUUAAUUUAGUAUUAUCUCCUAUCACUAAAAAAAUUGCUAUAUAUAUGAAGAAUGUUAUUCAAUGUACUUUAGUACAAAACAAAUUUUUGACACCAAAGCAAUUUAAUUGGACUUAUUAUGAACUCCAAUAUGUGUAAAUAUAGAUAAUUAAAUGUAAAUAAUUUAAACAAA